Messenger RNA from Danaus chrysippus (African queen), 792 nucleotides. Lineage: Eukaryota; Metazoa; Arthropoda; Insecta; Lepidoptera; Nymphalidae. The record is from the annotation of a GenBank genome assembly.
AUGAUUAUAGAGAAGAACAGUUUAGAAUCAGAUGAACCAACAGUUGUGUUGCCGACAAAACGGGCUCAGAAACAACAACCAAACAUAACACUGUCUGUACAACAACAACGGGAAAAUGCUACAGCUACAUACGAACUUGAUACGGAAAAAGACAAAGAUGCUCAAGCGAUAUUUGAGAAGGCACAGAAAAUAAAUGAGGAACUCCAAGGACAGGCUGAUGAUAAAGUGUAUCGUGGUAUAAAUAACUAUGCCCAGUAUCAUAAGAAACGUGACACAGCGGCUGGGAACGCUAGCUCUGGUUUGGUGAGGAAAGGUCCUAUCAGGGCGCCCGCUAACUUGAGAGCCACGGUCAGGUGGGACUAUCAGCCAGAUAUAUGCAAGGAUUACAAGGAGACUGGCUUCUGUGGUUUUGGAGACUCCUGCAAGUUCCUCCACGACCGACCAGACUACAAGCACGGCUGGCAGUUGGAGAGAGAGGAAACGGAACAUAAGGCCGGUGAUUCAGAUUAUGAGAUACACAGCAAUGAAGAAUUACCAUUCAAAUGUUUUAUAUGUUAUGCAAGAUGGCCAGUGUCAUUUAGUAUGGGCAAUAAACUGAGUAGAAUCACUAGUAUGGCCUAUUUAGGAUGUAAGCAUUAUUUUUGUGAGAAAUGCGCGUUAUCCCAGUACAAGAAGUCAACCCGAUGUUUCAUAUGUAACGCUCAAACCAGUGGAGUGUUCAACCCCGCCAAGGAGUUGGAGGCGAAGAUGAAGGAACGGAAUAGUGAUGAUGAUGAUGAUGAUGAUGAGUAA